CAGCUAGAGAGCUCGAGGGAGACGAUAGAGUGGGAGCGAUAGAGUGCUAGAUAAUGGAGGUGCAGUCGGAGUGUGUGGAGCCUCCUGUGGCCCCUCAGUGUGACCCCCAGCCUACAGGGAAGAUCAACAAAGCUGCCUUCAAACUCUUUGGAAAGCGACGCACUGGCUCUGGGAUGGCCAGCUUCUUCUCCUUCAGGAACAAAGGGGCUACCAACAGCGGAAACAACGGGAAUUCUGACAAUGGGAAUUCUUUGAAUGGGAACAGCUCAGCAGCAUCGGUGGAGCUUGUAAGGAGCAAAACCCACGAUGGACUAACGAGCACUAACAACGAUGCUGAUGGACAGAGAGGGGAGGGGCUUGCCACACUGGAGGCGGGGCCGGUGAGGUCUCUCAGCAAAUCGCUGAGUUUCUUCUCUCUUCUCCGACGUGGGAGUUUUAGGUCAAGUGAAAAUGGAGGGGCGGGGCUUGUCAGAAGAGGGAGGGGCCUCAAGGGCUUUUUUAGCAGCAUGCGAUGGAGACGUAAAGAAAAAACUAACGAGGGAGAUGGGGAAGAGGUGGAAGCUAAGAAGGAGAAGGAUGGAGAGGUUGCUGACUCUGAAAAGGUAAAAGAUAUUACUCUCACCCUUGAGCCACCUCCGCAUCAUCACCAGGAGGACUGUGGGAAUGCAGAAGCAGGACAUAACCUCCGAGCAGCAGAGACUCCCACUACUAGUGUUACCAUGACACCCCCUCACUGUGUUGCCAUGCCAGGGCCAUCUGGAGAGCCAGACUCCCCGUUUCCUUACACACCUACUGACUCACCACUGCGCCCUUCCAUCCAAAAAGCCAAAGCCUCAAUCUCCAGCCUCACCCCCUCCCUUGCUACACCCCCUUUGGAUCGCUGCAGCACAGGCGACCCACCCUCGGAGCCAUCAGUGGACCGACUCUGCUCUCUCCUCUUCACUGACGUCACAUCCCUCAAGAGCUUCGAUUCUCUGACGGGCUGCGGUGACAUUAUUGCUGAUGCAGACGAGGAGGGGCCAGUGGGUAAUGGGGGCAGUGGCACCAGCAGCAGCAGCAGUGGGGGAGGAGGGGGGAGUGUGGGAGCCAGUACUGGGAGAGCAGUUGGUAUCUCCAGCGCCGCAUCUCGCAGCUCCCCAUCUAAACCCUCUGUACCUUCCCAGUUGACCCAGCCCAUGUUCUCUGUCUCCGCAAGCUCAGUGUCUGCCUCCCUCCCGGCCCGCACCCGGGCACCUCCUCCACCGCAGCAGCACCCAGCCGGCAGUGGUGUGGUGGCCUACAUGGGUGGAGGGGAAGAAAUGGCAAGCCCAGAAGGUGUGGAUGACGCUGACAUGCAGGGUCUCUGGCACAUGCUGCCUUCUACGGGAGACAACUCCCCGGCAUUGCCCCGAUCACAUCAACCUUCAUCCACUACCCCUACUUCCACUUAUCCCCCUCGCACCAACCCUGCCAGCAGCCACCUUCCCUCAGCCUCCCGGAGCGCAGACAGAAAGGUACCCCAGGUGAAGGCAUUAGGACUGAGUAAGAUUCCAAUAGUUGGUGGGGCAGUAAGCAGGGCAGCUAAACCCCCUCUCCCUCACACGCAUGGCCGUCAUCCUACAUCACCUGGUGAAAAAGAACCCCUUAGUGAUGAGGGCUACUGGGAUACACCCUCAGCAACUCCUACCGCAACACCUGAUGAAAGUGGGCUGCAGCGGGACCAAAAGAUGGCCCUAUCACGUGACAGUUGCUCUGGAGACCACCUGUAUGACCUUUACAAUGAUCCUGAGGAGGAAGGAGAGGAUCAGGAGGGAGAUGAGGAUCUAAACAGUACUCCCUCUCCAUCUACUGAAUACAAAAUGAGCCCAACCUCCCAAACAACUCCCCCUUCCUCCUCCUCUUCUUCCUCCUUCCGAUCAAUGAAAGGCAGCACCAGCCUUCCCCGAGAAUCCAAGAUCCCGGUAAGCAACAAACAACAAACAUCACCUCCUCACUCCAUAAGCCAGUCAGCCCUGUCAUCUGUUCUAGAGGCUGAAUCCCCCGCACCAAAGACCCAAGCGCCUCCCCCGGUUCGCACCAGAAUCCCUGUAUCCAAGGUACCUGUCCGUCGCUCUGGAAACAAACCUGGCAGCACAACCAGAGGAGCCUCCCACAAGAAGUAGUGUCUGUCAAAUGACUGCUUCUCUCUUGCUAACUUUUGGACUUAGGUGCACAUUACUACAGUGCUGUUUAUGCAAAGCCAAAAGUUUUCCCACACCGAGAAAUAUGUUGAGCUGCAGAGUUAACAGCCUAUAAAUUCCUUUCAAAUCUUAAAAGCUCUCAUUCCUUAGGUUUUUUUGGCUUAUGACGGACUACACUAGAAUAAGGGGUUUUGUUCACUUGAGAAAGUCACAAGGAGACUCCAAAAAGCUGGGUUAACAUUUCACAGUCCUCACUGGAACCUUUGAAGUUGACUAUUGACAAUCCAUGGACUCGCAAAAGACACACUGGCCUUGUAAGUUCUUGGAAAAGUUCCUGACCUGCUGACAGAAAGCCACUUUGACUGGAAAAAAAAAAAAGCAGAGCAUCUUUUUAUCUUUUACAUUUUUCUUAUGGAAUUCUGCUUGGCAUAACUCAAUUUGCUGGACCUAAUCUAAUCAAAGUUUAUUACUGUUAUUAUUAUUAUUAUUAUUUUGUCAUUUUGUCUAAUCUGUAACAAAUUACCUCCUAACCCUCUGAUUUUAGAGCCAAAGUUUUAAAGAAAAACACACCUUGAUUUUACAGCAUCUAAUAGUCUGAAACAGACUCAAUGAUAUUCACAGCCUUUAAUAACCUACCAUUUUUUUUUGUUUGGCUGUUGUACGUAUUAGUCACUUUUUGAAGAUGGUCUUCUUCUGACCGCACACUGAUUAUAAAACUGGAUGGGCAAACAUACAAAUGGACACUGAGAUCUGAACCACUUUUUUUGCAGCUCCCACGCUGUCCUGCAGAAGGCCACAUAAUAUCUCAUGUUUCUGGAUGGGGACACAUCCUCUUUUUUGACUGGUUAUCUUUUUAUUGUCGAUGGACUAAGUUUGGCUUCUUGCAUUUGGAUUUCACUUAUACCCUACUGCAUCACAGGAAGUACAUUCAUAGGACGUCAGUCUCUGGGAUUACAAGUGUUUUUUCAUUACUGAUGGAAACCUGCAAAACUAUCGCAAUACUUUACCUGGAGGGACUCUUUGCACUGAUGCUUCAUUACUCACAGACGCAAACACACGCAUACGAAAUCAUACAUGCAAACACACAGUCCCUCUUGCUCUCUGCAUGCAGUGCCACACAUCUGAGGCACAAAGGUCAGGGAACAUCAUCUAAUGCUGAAGGAUCUUAUAUCCGCACACUGUUCAACCUUUGGCACUGUCUUUGUAGCUACACUGGAUAACUUUCCUCUCUAAGGACACAUGCACAAACACGUUUUUUUCUAGUUAGUACUUUUUUCUUCACUGGAUUUCAUACUGUUUUUAUAGGCUUCUCUUUCAAAAAUCGUUCUGCACAGAUCUUAAACUGUGAUUGCAC
Stegastes partitus (bicolor damselfish) is the source of this 3513-nucleotide messenger RNA. RefSeq names its product APC membrane recruitment protein 2 (gene amer2). Gene Ontology annotation, molecular function: beta-catenin binding; phosphatidylinositol-4,5-bisphosphate binding. The record is from RefSeq and is a predicted model, not a curated record. The transcript has a single exon. The coding region runs from base 54 to 2141 and encodes 695 amino acids. NCBI's taxonomy places the organism in Eukaryota, Metazoa, Chordata, Actinopteri, Pomacentridae. Gene Ontology annotation, cellular component: plasma membrane. Gene Ontology annotation, biological process: regulation of canonical Wnt signaling pathway.